UUAUUCCUAACCCCUGACAGGAAGGGCCGGUGUUUACAGUCACGAGUCACGAUACAGGAAGAUCUGGCGAGGGAGAACAGAGUCUCAGUAGCUUUCAAAACAAAAAUGAAACCAACUCACAUGUUAUAAACUAAUAUAUUAUUGAUGUAUAUAGAAAUCAAAGUGCUGUGUUGCCAGUGAAAUGGGUUCAGAGAGCAGUGCUCUUAAGAGCUGCACAUUGGAAGAACCCCUUCUGACACUGCCAUCUGGACUCACAAUCUACCCGGCUGUCUUGGAGGAUCGAAAGCUUGUCUCAGUCUUUGUAUACAAGCAAGAAAAUGAGGAUAAGGUCAACAAAGCUGCCAAGCAUCUGAAAACCCUGCGCCACCCCUGCCUGCUGCGCUUCUUGUCCUGUACUGUUGUAGCUGAUGGGAUCCACUUGGUGACGGAGCGCGUUCAGCCCCUGGAGCUGGUGCUUGAGAGCCUCUCUGCAGAAGAAAUCUGUGCCGGGAUCUACGACAUAUUACAAGCGCUAGUCUUCCUUCAUGACCGAGGUAAAUCAAGUCACAAUAAUGUGUGCAUCUCAUCAGUCUUUGUGAGUGAAGAUGGCCACUGGAAGCUUGGAGGAAUGGAGACAGUUUGCAAAUUCUCAGAAGCUUCCCCUGAGUUCCUAACCAACAUUCGGACUGUGAGAGAACAAAAUGCUAUUCCACCUGAGGAAAAGGCUGAAGGCUUUAAGACUCUGCCUGACAAAAAUGGACAUGCUCGAGAUGCCUAUUCGUUUGGAGGAAUGGUCGAAAACUUUCUGCCAAUGCUGAGUGAUUAUGUUUCUGAAGAGCUGGCAACAGGCUUCCAGUGCACCCUUCGGAGUAACUUUCUGAACCCUGAUCCUUCAGCUCGGUUACCCCUUUGCAGCCUUUUGUCCCACAAUUUUUUCAGGAAUGAAUUCUUGGAAAUCGUGAACUUCCUGAAGAGCUUGACUUUAAAAACUGAAGAGGAAAAGAAUGAAUUUUUCAAAUUUCUCCUGGACAGAGUUCAGACACUGCCUGAGGAGCUGAUUGCUACUCGACUUGCCCAUAAGCUGUUGAAUCCGUUGGUAUUUGCGGAGCCUAUAGCAGUCAAAGGUUUCCUUCCCCAUCUCCUCAUGCCAAAGAAAGAUCCAGUUGGUAGCAGCCAGGAUUGCCUCCUGUCGGUGUCUCUUUACCGUAAACAUGUAAUCCCCCAGCUGCUGAAACUCUUUAAAGUUCAUGAGGAGCAUGUUAGGAUUGCAUUGCUAUCCCACAUUGAAUUAUAUGCUGAACUUUUUUCACAUGAUGAUCUUAAGAACCAGAUACUACCACAGGUGUUACUUGGAAUGAGAGACACUAAUGAUUGCCUUGUAGCUAUGACCCUCCAGAGCUUGGCAGUGCUAGUACCCUUGCUUGGAGCUGAGGUAGUAGUUGGUGGAGGAAGAACAAAGGUCUUCAAACGUACAACGCCCAACUUCACAACAGAUGCCACACCUGAAAGUUCUCCGGUUCACGUUAUUAAUAGCUUGAAAACACUGGUGUUCCAGCCAUCAAAAAACACAAGGAAGCUGCAUUCAAAACUGUCUGAAACAAAAGAGCUAGUCCUGGGAAACAUGGCUUCCCUGGAGCAAGCGGAGCUGUCUGCACAUCUUCAAGUGCCAGCUAAAACCGGUAGGAAACCUGAUAUGAAAUUGUCAUUAAACGGUUAUACUGACAAAAGUGCUGUUGCCAUUGUUGGCGAGGAGGAUGAGCAAAAGAUUGCUAGGACUGUGGAAGAAUGGCCAGAUUGGAGUGAUGCUGAAGAGACAGAAAAAGAGAAAAUUGUAGAAAUACAUAUUUGUUCUGAAGAAAGCCAGAUAAGAGAUAGCAACCAUAUCAGCAAAGCUGAACCUUGGGAUGACUUUGAGACGUAUAGCAAGGUUUCGAAAAAUACAGACAAUCUUUCUACUUUUACGUCAACAUUAGACGCAACAAGUGAAAUCAGCCAAUCUUCUGAACCCACAAGGCAAUCCAAUACCCUGAAGCUCAGUUCAGCACAAAAAACAAGAUCUGAGAACACCUUAGAUUCCGGGACCAAUGUCUGGAACCAGAAUCAGGUAUCACCACUGGAGACACAACAGCUCCCCAUGAAACCACAUCCAGUAAAAAAAACUUCAGGUGCUGGUUUAGGAGAAGAAUUCACAAUAGACAUAAAAAAGAAGCCAGAGAAAGAUCCUGAACUGGACUUCUUUGCAGACAUGAUUCCAGAUAUUAAAUUGUCUUCUGCAGCAUUGUUGGUUAUACCUGAAAGGACAGCACCAGCUGAGAUUGAUACAUCACUAAACAUGCUUGCAUCAAAGUUUGCUGCUGAUUUGACUGAAACAGAUGCUGCAGGAUGGGGAGACGAUGAUGACCUAAACUGGGAAGAUGAGAACAACUGGUGAGAGUAUGUGCGCCAUACAGUACAUUAAGUCAUACCCAGAGCCAGGACAUUGCACUUUAAGUCAUGAAGUCCCGUAAAUAAGAAAAUGACUUAGCAGGGCAUUAUUAGACAUACUGCUUCAUAAUGCUUACUGUUGCAAUUCUUUCACUCAGUGAGCUGCUGCUGCUGCACAUGGGCCAAGUUAGUGCACAGUAACAAGUAAUCCUUCCAUUGAAAGAAAGCAUCUCAUUUCUCGUUGUUAAUGACAGGAACUUAAAUCUCAAGAUGGAUUUGAUAGUGAGUGUAUUCAGUGUAAGGCCAAAUUGUAAUGUUUUAAAAGUGCUCACUUUCUUAUUAUUUUUUUUUUUUUAAUUACUACUUUAAUUUGUGCCAGACAGGUCAAUAAGGUAGACUGUUGGUUGACCCAUUGAGUCUAAUCACUUUAAAUUUGGAUAUUUAUCUACUAAAAUAGGAUAAAGACAAUUCAACAAUAUCUAAUCUUGGUGGCUUGCACAUUUUUAGGGUGUUUGAAAAUGAUAAUGCUGGAGUGGAACUUUAGAACCAGUGGUGAAAAAAGAGCUAUUAUUAGCACAUAGAUAUAUAUGAGCUUUAUGUGUUUUUUGUGCCAUAUUAUUUCUUUUGCAUUAAUCACAGAAUAAGCUCUAGUUUGUUUCCAAAGUGAAAAAGACUGUAUAUUUUUAACUUGGGGAGAAAUGUCCCUCUAUAAUUUAUUAAUGUUUACUGUUGAUGGAAUAAAUGAUUCUACCCAACUUGCUUCCUUUGACUUGAUGUGGAACUAAAAAAAACAAAUGCUUGCUAUUUAAAGAUUGUAUGUAGAAUAGGUCCAUUCAACAUUAUUUUUUACAGUUCUGUCCUUUUUGUGAGCAGGUUGAAAGUAAUACAUUUGUUGUUUAAAUUGUUUCAUACAUACUGUAGGUUAAACUUUUAUGUAGGGAAAUCAUUUACAGGAGCAGCUAUUGUACAAAUACAGUACUUUGCCAUCAGAGUCCUCCUUACUGGGAGCCGUGUCUUUAUUUCUGUAGUAAACUGAUUAAUAAUGUUAGCUCACUUACAAUACAGCAACUGGUUUUCCAACCACGUAAACAGUAUUAGUAUACACUGUAAUGUAAUUCUAGGAUUUGUUCCCUGACAUUUGCAAUUCUUAUAAAGAAAAGCAAGAAGCACAAUAUCAUAAUCUAAUGAUCCUACAGGGUACCACAUUUUAGAUGCAACUAUUAAACAAGAGAUGCAUUAAUUUAUUGCAGAAUCUAAAAACAAAUGCAUAUAGUGUGGAGUAGUGGUUAGGGCUCUGGAUUGUAUGUAAAAAUAAUGUGAUGUCUUGUAACAAUUGAAAGUCGCCCUGGAUAAGGACGUCUGCUAAGAAAUAAAUAAAUAAAUAUAAAUAAGCAGUCAGGUACAUACAUAUGUGUACAUUUUGCACCACUGUUAACCAAAACUAUUGUAAACACAACUGUAGUUGUAUAUGUACUUAAAAGAAAAAAAAAAGUACAAUUUAUGUGGGAACACUUAAAUAUCUUAGAGUUUCUGUGCAAGAUUCACUACAAUCGUUGCAAUUUGCAGCUGUUUAAACUGUACCUGUGUCACAAGCCCCUGUAAUCUGGCUGCCAUCCAGUUUGGGGCUGGAGUCUGCUGAAGCAAUGACUGCAGCAUUUUCAAAGCAUGUUCUGCUCUAUGCAGCACCUUCUCAAACUCCUCCUCUUCAGGGGUCUCCUGUCAAACUCGCUUACGGUAGGCCUGAGAUAGGAAAGAAAUCAAAAAACAACCGUGACAUUUAUUCACAAAUACAUAGAUAUGGCAGCUUCAC
Acipenser ruthenus (sterlet) is the source of this 4213-nucleotide messenger RNA. Its product is annotated as protein-associating with the carboxyl-terminal domain of ezrin-like. The coding region runs from base 182 to 2410 and encodes 742 amino acids. Gene Ontology annotation, biological process: protein phosphorylation. Gene Ontology annotation, molecular function: ATP binding; protein kinase activity. Lineage: Eukaryota; Metazoa; Chordata; Actinopteri; Acipenseriformes; Acipenseridae. The record is from RefSeq and is a predicted model, not a curated record. The transcript has 14 exons.